UGCUAAAUUGCUGCCUUGGUGAAAAAAAUUAUCAGUAGAGCUUUACAUAAAAGAUCCAGUCUUUCAAGAACCACGGUCCUGGAGGGGUAGGUAUGUGACUUGGGUUAAUGGACUGAUCUACUAAGAAAAGAAUGAAGCUUUAGCUUCACAGCCCUAAUCCUGGAGGAGCUGCAGAACUUUAGUCCACAGUAAAAAAAAAAUUGUAGUGAUCUGUUAUGGAACAACCCCACUGAAGAAGAUAAGUGGUUACCCAGACCGCAUUGCUGAUUGUGAAAGGUCCCCCCUGUAACAGUCCAAGCUUCAGAUUUAUUUCCUGGACUAUCCAUGCACAAUCUGAAGAUGUUUUUGACUUUGUUCCUUGUUAUUCUUGGGACACAGACUUCUAUAACCCAGAAACAUGGCACUGAGUCAGCAGACAUCGUCCUUUUGAUUGACAGCUCAGAUACACUUGGAAAAAGAGCCUUUUCCAUGAUGAGAUCUUUUGUGAACAGAAUGAUUAACGGUCUGACGAUAGGCCCAAACAAAUACCGUGUGGCCCUUGCACAGUACAGUGAUGACAUAUUCGUUGAAUUCCAGCUGGACGAAUUCCAAGCAAAGAGCCCCAUGUCGAAUCACAUUAAAAAGAACCUCUUUUUCAAAGGUGGAUCUUUAAGGACAGGAAAUGCCAUUCAAAAUGUUCAUGAGAUUUUUUUCAAAACACCAAUGGAAGACAGGAACCGGAUUGUGGUGGUUGCAACUUCAGGGAUGUCAGAAGAUGACGUGGAGAGGCCUGCCAGGCUACUUCAACAGGAGGGGGUAAAAAUCAUAGCUUUGGGAACACAGGGUGCAUCUCUGCAAGAGCUUGAGUCAAUAGCUACUCAUUCAUUCUAUUACAAGUUUGAAGCGCCAAAGGAUUUCCUUGUAUUUUCUCAAAAUAUGUCCAAUGUGAUUGAAUCUGCUAUAACAGUGGGCACUGAAGUCAUCCCAACAACUCCUCCACCGACUACUCCACCAAGGAUUCAAAAUGAAACAACUAAAGUGGCAGACUGUCAUGGUGAUUCAGUUGCAGAUGUUGUCUUUGUGGUGGAUGAGAGCAUUUCCCAUGCUGAUGUUACACAUGUCAGAAAAUUCUUAGAAAAUACAGUGAACUCUCUUGAUGUGAACAAAGACUGCAUAAGAAUUGGCCUUGUGACGUACAGCACUGAGCCACGAGUUCUGUCUUUUCUGAGCAAUGAAACAGAGAAAAGUGACAUUUUGCAGCAAAUUCAGAGCUUUUCUCCCAGAAAAGGAAAAGCUAACCUGGGUGCUGCCAUUAAUGCUACCAGGAAACAAGUUUUUGCUAGACAUGCUGGAGGCAGGAAGUCUCAAGGAGUAGAACAAAUAGCCACCAUCAUCACUCACAGACCCUCAGACGACUCUAUAAUAGAUGCAGCUAAUCUCUUGCUGCGGGCCGAUGUGACAGUAUUUGCCAUUGGUAUUGAAGGAGCUAAUAUCACCCAGUUAGAAAAGGUAGUAUCAUAUCCACCAAAUAAGAAUGUUAUACAACUGCUGAAAUUCUUUGACUUGCCAAGUAAGGUUGACAUGUGGCAGAAGAAACUCUUCAAUCAAAUACAGGACACGAUCUAUGUUCAGUCUGCAAGAAAAAUACACCUCAAAGCAGGAUGUGAGGACACAGAAAAGGCUGAUAUUUAUUUUCUCAUUGAUGGUUCCACAAGCAUUCAUUCCGAUGAUUUCAAAAAAGACAUGAAAACCUUCCUGAAGGAAGUCAUCAGACUGUUUACAGUAGGACCUGAUCAUGUCCGAUUUGGAGUUGUGCAAUAUUCGAACAAUCAUAAGGUAGAAUUUGAAGCUCAUGUGCACACUCAAAGCAAAAGCCUAGAAAAAGCCAUUAAUAAUAUCAGACAACUGACAGGAAAAACUUAUACUGGAGCAGCUUUAAAGGCCAUGCUGCCAUUGUUUGAAAAGGCUACAAAGGAGCGUAAUAGCAAAGUGCCGUGCUAUCUCAUUGUGUUGACAGAUGGGAAAGCGCACGACAAUGUGCUGGUACCUGCCACAAUGCUGAGGAACACAAAGAUCAACAUUUAUGCUAUUGGUGUGAAAGGUGCUAAUGUCACCCAACUGCAUGAGAUUGCAGGCUCAGAAUUAAGGGUAUUCAAUGUGCAACAGUAUGUCUUCUUGAAAAAUAUAAAAAAUGAUAUUGUUCGAAGCAUAUGCUCUAAAGAAGCUUGUAAGGAAAAGAAAGCUGAUGUCAUGUUCCUAGUGGACAGCUCCAGUAGCAUAGGUGCUGAAAACUUCAAGAAAAUGCAGAAGUUCAUGAAGGAAGUGGUGAACCAGUCUGACAUUGGCCUAGAUCGAGUACAUGUUGGCAUUGUCCAGUUCAGUAGCACACAAAAAGAAGAAUUUCAGCUCAACAAUUACUCAACAAGAAGCGACAUCAUUGCGGCCAUUGGAAGAAUGUCUGCCUUGAAUCAGAGCAUACUCACGGGAGAAGCAUUGCAGUUUGUGGCAAAUUAUUUCACACCCGCUAAAGGAGCCCGGCCUUCUGUCAACAAAAUUCUGAUCCUAAUCACUGACGGGAAAGCACAGGACGAAGUAAAAACUCCAGCCAAAGCCCUCAGGGAGAAAGGCAUCAUAAUCUAUUCUGUUGGAGUAUUUAAUGCCAAUAAAACUCAGCUAGAAGAGAUAAGUGAGAAACCUGAAAAUGUGUUUUAUGUAGAAAACUUUGAUAUUCUAAACCAGAUAGAAGACAAAAUCAUUUUUGGCAUAUGCACCCCUUAUAAACCUGACGAUUGCAAAAGGACUGGAGCUUUAGAUAUUGUUUUUGUACUAGACAGUUCUCACAGUAUAGGUAAGCACAAUUAUGGUCUCAUGAAGGACUUCCUAAUCAAUAUCGUGAAUAAAUCUGAUGUUGGCCAGGACAGAGUUCAGUUUGGGGCUGUGAAGUAUUCUACUUCUCCACAAACUCUGUUCUACCUUAACACGUAUAGUGACAAAUCAGCCAUCAUUGCACACAUCCAGAAUGACGUCCUUUUAGACGACACAACAUAUACAGCAGCAGCUCUUCGACACACUGAAGCUUUGUUCACUGAGAAGCAUGGCAGCCGCAAACGCAGGGGGGUCCCUCAGGUUCUUAUCGUCAUAACAGAUGGUGAUUCUCAUGAUAAGGAGAAACUUGAUGAAGUCUCAACUAGAUUGAGAAACAGCGGAAUUACUAUCUUUGCCAUUGGGAUAAAAGAUGCAAAGCGUGGGGAACUUAUGAUCAUGGCUGGAAAGGAAGAUAAAUGUUUUUAUGUGGAUGAAUUUGAUGGCCUAAAAAAUCUGACUGUAAUAGAUGACUACUGCCCACCACGAGCAUGUGAUAUCUACGCAGACAUUGUUUUCCUGAUCGAUGGUUCCGAAAGUGUAUCUGGAGUCUUUGAGAAAGUGAAGGACCUCUUGAUAGAGCUGGUUGAUUUGGUUGGUUAUAAUGGAAAUGUUGUUUUUGGCAUGGCCCAAUUUAGUGACAAAUAUCAUGAGGAAUUCUCUCUGGGUCAUUAUCAAAACAAAUCCGAGUUGAAGGAUAAAAUUGCUAAGGUUACAAUGCAGAAAGGAAAUAAAACAUACAUUGGUAAAGCACUCACUGAAGUGAAAGCCUUCUUCAAAUCACCAAAACGCAGAGUAGCUCGGAGUGCCCACCAAAUGUUAGUAGUAAUCACAGAUGGAAGAUCACAUGACAGCUUUGCUAAACCAGCAGAGGACCUGAGAAAUGAAGGCAUAGAGAUACAUGCAAUUGGAGUGGGAAAUGUCAGUCACAUCAGACUUCAACAGGUGACAGACUCCCCAGACAGGAAAUAUACAGCUGCUAAUUACAGUGAACGGACUGGUAUUACAAAACGCAUAACGAAUGAAAUGUGUAAAGAUGAUGACAAAUCAAAAUGUUUCGUAGAUGUUCUUCUGGGAUUUGACAUCUCCUCUCAGAAGUCAGGGGACCACUUAUUCAAAAACCAACAACUUUUGGAGACCUACCUUCCUGGUAUUAUAAAAGACUUCACCUCUACAAGUACUGUGAGUUGCAACAAAGGAACAACCACACAGUACAGUGUGGCAAUUCCAAUAGAGAAUUCCAACCCUCCUAUUUUGGCCGCUCUCCAUGUUGAUGAAAGGCAAAUCCUGGAGAAACUCAAAAAUGUUGUGAUCAACAGUCCAUCAUAUCUCAAUGUCAAUUUUUUGGACACUCUUUGGAAUUCAUUUCAAAACCUAUCUGAUAAUGAAAGCCGAAGCAAGGUACUAAUUCUUUUCUCUGAUGGCUUGGAUGAUGAUAUAGAAGCACUUGAAAAAAAAUCAGAAGAACUCAGAAAACAAGGACUGGAUGGAAUAAUAACAGUUGUCUUGGAAGGAGCCACUGAUUUCCAUGAUCUUCUGUAUAUGGAAUUUGGAAAGGGAUUUGGAUAUAAUGAUCAAUUAACUACUGGCACACAUAAUAUUGCCACCAGGCUCUUUGAGUAUGUGGACAAAAUUGCUGAGAGAACAUGCUGCUGUGUGCAUUGCAAGUGUGUUGGAGAGGAUGGCCUUCCUGGAGAAAUAGGGGAAAUGGGAUCUAAGGGAUCUGUUGGUCCAGAGGGCAAUCGAGGACAUUUAGGAGAAGAUGGAGAACCUGGUUCCAGAGGUUUUCCUGGACCAGAUGGAGACAAAGGAUGUAGGGGAGAUCAAGGGAAUAAAGGUCAGAAGGGGCUGCGAGGACACAGGGGAGAAAAGGGAAAGAAUGGGAUUGAUGGACUUAGUGGAAUUGAUGGUGAAGAGGGAUCAGAGGGACCUCCGGGACUCAGAGGAGAAAAAGGGGACCCAGGCCAGGCGGGCAGCCCGGGACCAAGAGGACAUCCUGGUGAUUAUGGUCAGAAAGGCUUCCAAGGAGAUCCUGGUAAUCCUGGAAUGAUCAGUUACAUACGAGGAGAGACUGGCUUCACAGGGCUGCCGGGAAGCCAGGGAGAAAGAGGACCAAGGGGUCCAGCAGGUAUGAGGGGAUCCAGAGGAAACAAAGGAGCAGAGGGAAGAAGAGGAAUUCCAGGCCCACCGGGACAGGAAGGAACCCGUGGUCCAGAUGGUUUGCCAGGAGAACAAGGAUUUCAAGGUCCACAGGGGCCAAUGGGAAUUCCUGGCGUAAAAGGAGAAAAGGGAUAUUCAGGAAAUGAAGGCCCUCAGGGAAGCACUGGAGUGGGAGGCCUUAAAGGCAACCAAGGGAAACCUGGAUCCAGAGGAAAUAAAGGAGAACCUGGUGAUCCUGGAGAAAAAGGAGAAAGAGGCUUCCGUGGUCUGCGAGGAACAAGGGGAGAAGAUGGAGCUGCUGGGUAUGGCAAACCAGGAAUAAAUGGAUCCAAGGGAGAAGAAGGGUUCCCAGGAUACAUUGGAAGAAACGGCAUAGCUGGAGACAGCGGCAUUCCUGGGGAAGUAGGACCAAAAGGAAAUAAAGGAAGAAUGGGUAAUCCAGGAUUCAAAGGUGGGGAAGGUGAUCCAGGAAUAAGGGGUUAUCCAGGACGUCCAGGUGCCAAAGGAGCCCGGGGCCUGGCCUCAUUUUCGCCCUGCAAACUGAUAGAGUAUGUGCGUGGCCAUAGCCCUUGUUGGAGAGGUACACCAGAAUGCCCUGUAUAUCCCACAGAAUUAGUGUUUGCCCUGGACAUCUCGCAAGACACCACUCGCCAGCUCUUUCAACAUAUGAAGGAGAUUGUCACCGAGAUUGUGAACAUUACCAAAAUCAGGGAGAGCAGUUGCCCAGUGGGAGCCAGAGUGGCUGUGGUGUCCUACAAUUCCGAUACCCACUAUCUGAUCCGUUUCCCGGAUUUCCGCAGCAAGAGCCGGUUGCUCCAAGAAGUCAAUGCACUUUCAUACCAGAGAUCAACAAGCAGACGGGACCUUGGUGGGUCAAUGAGAUUCGUUGCCAGGAACAUCUUCAAGCGAACUCUCCAGGGUGACAACGUGAGGAAAGUUGCUGUGUUUUUCAGUAAUGGCCAGUCUGACCAUCCUAAUUCCAUCAACACUGCAGUCCUGGAGCUCAGCGCCUUAGAUAUCCAACCAGUGGUCAUUGCUUUCAAAAACAUCCCUGAAGUCAAACGUGCUUUUGAGAUGGAUACCACAGGAUUGUUUCAGGUUAUUAAUAUUAAUCAGGAUGGUGAUUAUAGUCUACUCUUACAAAGACUGAAGUCCUGUGUACUUUGCUAUGACAAGUGCAAACCAGAUGAAUCUUGCUUCCGUCAGGAAAUCUCCCAGCCUCGGGCUUACAUGGAUGCUGCUUUCAUUUUGGAAAGCUCACGGAAAAUAAGCCGGGUGGAAUUUGACAAACUCAAAGACUUCCUAAGCACAGCCCUUGACAACUUUGAUGUUUCUGACAAUCCAGAGGACUCUUUGAGAGGUGACAGAGUGGCUGUUGUGAGUCAUGCUCCGAGAGAAUUCAUACCGAAAAGAAAGGGGAGUCCUGUCAAGAUUGAGUUUGACUUUGUGAAAUAUGCCACUAAAGGACGAAUGAAGAGACAUAUCCAAGAAUCUGUCCAGCAGCUGAAUGGGGAAGCUGCUGUUGGCCAUGCCCUACAGUGGACCAUUGACAAUAUCUUUUCAAAAGCACCGAACCAGAGGAAAUAUAAGGCUAUUUUUAUAAUAUCUACUGGAGUGACAAGUCAGUGGGAUAAGGAAAUGCUCAGCGAUGCAUCACUGAGAGCCAAGUGUCAAGGCUAUGCUCUCUUUGUGCUCUCCAUAGGCCAGGAGUAUGAUGAUUUCGAACUAAGGGAACUGGCAAGCAUCCCUCUGGAACAUCACUUGAUCCAGCUCGGCAGGAUCCACAAGGCUGAGUUCAGAUAUGCAGAGAACUUUCUAAAGCCAUUGAUACUGUUCCUUAAAAAUGAAAUCAACAGCUAUCCACAUGCCCAGCUCAAUAGAAUGUGUACAAACAUCCGUGUCCAGAAGCCUAUAUGGGUUGAUCUACAGAAAGAAAGUUCACUGAUUGUGCCAGGUGGCGUUUUGGAUGAAGAUGAAGAGAUUGUUUUCUCAGGAAUACCUACCAAGUGAUUCUGAAAAUGUCAUCAGCACUGCAUACCAGCAGACCACUGUACUCAGAAAUUAACUACAUGCUCAGACUGACCAUUUGAAUGAAGAAAUAACCUCUGCAGAAUCUUGCCAAGAAGACUUCUGUUCUCCUUGUUGUUGAUACUUCUGUUUCAUUUGCUUAGAAAACAGAAAACAGAAAAUCAAAAUAGCACAACAUUUUUCAGGAAACUAUUUGAAGUGUACAAACUGAUAGUUAUGACAAGACCAUUUCAGGAAUGUAUAGAUUACAAGAUUCAAAUCAUGUGAUACACCUCUUCCUCAUUUUGAAUAUUCUGGGGGAGUGGAAUAAAAACAUGAAAAUCAUGAAUUGUAGAUGCCUAAAAACCGUAAGAACGGUGUUCUAGUUUCAAGGGAAUUUGCAGUUUUCUCCCAACUAACCCACUUUGGAGGUGCUAUGUUUUGCAAUGGGGAACUUAAUACAUAUCCUUUGCUGUUGGCUUGGUAUGCAGAAUAUACUCAUAGUUUUAUUUUGUGAGCAAG
Molecule: messenger RNA, 7530 nt
Organism: Pogona vitticeps (central bearded dragon)
Lineage: Eukaryota; Metazoa; Chordata; Lepidosauria; Squamata; Agamidae
Source: RefSeq, a predicted model, not a curated record